This is a messenger RNA of Lycium barbarum (goji berry), 684 nucleotides long. Its product is annotated as protein YIP4b-like. Gene Ontology annotation, biological process: endoplasmic reticulum to Golgi vesicle-mediated transport. Gene Ontology annotation, cellular component: trans-Golgi network. The record is from RefSeq and is a predicted model, not a curated record. Lineage: Eukaryota; Viridiplantae; Streptophyta; Magnoliopsida; Solanales; Solanaceae.
AUGUCACAGGGAGACACAAUACCUAUAAACUCAACCUCUCAAUCAGACAUUGAUGAAAUCAAAAACCUCAUUUAUUCCUCCCACCCUUCUUCUACUGUCCUUCCAGCAUGCCCUCCUUCUCCUCCUCGUAUCCAUGUUUCCUCAUCUCCUUUCAUGCCCUCCAAUCUCCGCCCACCACCUCCCCCCUACCCCACUAAUCACAAACUGAUACCUGUCGCCCCUUCCGUUCCAGCACCCUCACUGUUACCGUCAUCAGGGGGACAACCUAAUACAGCUGCUACUGGGUUCAGAUCUCCACCGAAUACACUUACAGAACCUGUUUGGGAUACGGUGAAAAGAGAUCUGUCAAGAAUUGUGAGUAAUUUGAAGCUGGUGGUGUUUCCUAACCCUUAUAUAGAUCCUGGCAAAGCGCUUAGGGAUUGAGAUCUUUGGGGUCCUUUAUUCUUCAUUGUUUUCCUUGGUCUCACUUUGUCAUGGUCUGCCUCUGUUAAGAAGGUACAUUCUCAAUUUUAUGAGCUAUCAUUUCGUAAUUUUCCAUUUAGUGUUUUUUUAAAAAUAAUUUUAUUAAAAGGGGUAGGGGAACGGGAAGCGGGAAAAGGGAUUACAACUUGGGGCAUCAACCCUCACCAACAAGUUAACAGUUCACGUAGCCAACCAACUGAGCUACUAACAUCCCCAUUUUAG